AUGCUGCAGCUUAAACCUCUUGCCGCACCAUUCAUCUUUGAUAUGUUGGUGGGUGCACAGGUGCUACCGAAGCGCCAACAGACGAAGCUGCUCAAGUCUGUUGCCAUCUCUGUCUCCUUCUCCAUGUACUGCAGCGAAUCCAAGCUGGUUGUCAUUGCCUCGUCUCUCUCCAACACUGUCAUCCAACCAUACUUUGUCAACGACGGCGUGAUUGCACGCGUGCCAAAGUUCCAGGUUGACUUGCCCGGGGGCAGCGUCGACAAGCCGCCCAAACUCACAAACACAGAGGUCUCCGUUGCAGUGCUGUACGGCCAGCCCUACAUCUUUGUGAUUCGAAAUUACCCGAAAACACACGUCGGGCACAAAGCAGACGUCACCCUGUAUCUUGUCACAAGGGAGGGGUGCCAGAAGUCGCACGUGCUGGUGCUGCGGGAGAAUGGGCGGUUCAUGCUCAACAUUGUCGACAACCUCGUCGUUGUCCACAGCCAACCAUCGCGGGCGUCGUAUGUGUUUGACAUUCGCUCAAACGCGCCGUCGCAAUCACAGCGCCACACACACGCUGGCCGUGCGGGCGUCUUUAAACAAGCGCGCUCCGCGUUCCAAACGCAUUUCCCCAUCGUGUCGAGCACCCGCAUCCAACCAGCAACCAUCGGUGUUGCGCCGUGGCAAACGCACCGCCUUCGGGAUUCCUCCCGCACAACCAUUCCCGUCGAACUAUAUUCAAGAAACUGGGUUGCGUUCCACCCGAACAUCAUCAUCGACCCAUCACUCGGAGUGCUGUGGCGCCUGCGGGUGCUGCCUUCCUCACUCAGACACCACAUGAAGGAGUUUGAUGCACUCGUUGACGUUCUCGUUCGAAGAACAAACGGCCAUGACGUCAUCAUUCAGGUUCUUCGUGAAGCACUGGAUCCGCGCCAGCGUGUCAACAUAGCCGCUGCCGGCCGCGUUUUCGACAUUGUCAAUCGCGCUUGCAUGAAAGCACAGCCGGCACAGCCGAACACCACACAUCUUGUGCAGUAUCAGAAUGUGUCUCAACUGGAUGUGUACGUGCACUUGUUGAGUGCCAUCCGUGAGACGGAAUCGAUGGACAACCGCACGUUCGUCGCCGUUCUUCUCGAGUACAUUCGGUCAUUGCAUGAGCACGACAUCUCUGUCGAGCACAAUGUGUACGACCUUCUUUUUGCUGCGUUGGUGGAGGAUGGCCGGUUCUACCAGCUGCAUCAGUUCCUCCAGUAUCACGUCAUUGAUGACGACAAGUACUUGGCAUGCCGCCUUCUGAGUAUCAAGGACCAGUAUCAGCCGGCGCUGCAACUCGCGAUGGACAUGUUCAAGCGCCUCGGCGAUUCACAGGAAGAAAUCUUCCACGUUCUCCUCACACAACAACAGAUUGUGACUGCGAUGCACUACCUGCGUGAGCUCGGCCCCGCCGUGAACAUUCGCACGCCCGGCUCGCGGCUCCUCAAGGCCGUGCAAGCGAUGGGCGAUCCCUCGCUCUUCCUCUCAGCAUUUGAGUUUUUCCAGGAGCGACGAAGGAAGCAUCCAAACGACUUUGGUGUGGGCGACUUUGAGGGCAUGGCGAAGCAGUUUGCUGCGCUGCAACAGCAGCCGUCCCGUUCACCGUCAAAGCCCCGCCCACCAUGAUGUCGGAGAGUGUGUAUGGGAGGGGGGAGGGACAUGCACAUGUGCAGAUGUUGUAGUUAACUCGUGUGCAUGGCUUCGUACGUUGUGGUGUCUCAUGUGUGCGCGUGUGACAGUUGCUCGCAUGCAAUCACGUGUGGGCCAGCUGUCUUUGCGUUGUAGGUUGCUUGUUACACACGCCCACCAGCGUUGCUCGUGCUGUGUUGUGUUGUUGAUGCCUUAGUUCGAAUGAAGGUUACACGACGCA
This is a messenger RNA of Salpingoeca rosetta, 1885 nucleotides long. RefSeq lists its product as uncharacterized. The record is from RefSeq and is a predicted model, not a curated record. The transcript has 16 exons. The coding region runs from base 1 to 1641 and encodes 546 amino acids. Gene Ontology annotation, biological process: regulation of autophagy. Gene Ontology annotation, cellular component: Mon1-Ccz1 complex; late endosome membrane; lysosomal membrane. Lineage: Eukaryota; Choanoflagellata; Craspedida; Salpingoecidae.